Messenger RNA from Carlito syrichta (Philippine tarsier), 585 nucleotides. It is a transcript of the gene CUNH18orf32, whose product is annotated as chromosome unknown C18orf32 homolog. Gene Ontology annotation, biological process: positive regulation of canonical NF-kappaB signal transduction. Lineage: Eukaryota; Metazoa; Chordata; Mammalia; Primates; Tarsiidae. The record is from RefSeq and is a predicted model, not a curated record. Bases 82 to 312 code for a protein of 76 amino acids. The transcript has 3 exons.
CUAGCGGCUCGGCCGGCUCCAGCCGUUGAGCAGCUCCCCUCCCCACCCCGCUGCGCUCACGGUGAGCUCACGUCCGGGACGAUGGUGUGCAUUCCGUGUAUCGUCAUUCCCGUUCUGCUGUGGGUCUACAAAAAAUUCCUGGAGCCAUACAUAUACCCUCUGAUUUCUCCUUUUGUGAGUCGUAUGUGGCCUAGAAAAGCUGUACAAGAAUCCAGUGAUAAAAAUAAAGGCAACAUGAACUGUAAGGUUGCAGACAUGAAUGGAUUACCAACAGAAGGAGCAACAGAAAUCUCUGACAAAAAGAAAGACUGAAAUGAUUUUCCCAAAGGAUUUUCCUGUUUUAAGAAUGGACCUGAUAACAUAAAGCAUCCUCUGUGUAAUUGUCUCUGAUCUUUUUCUCUGAGACAAGAAUUCAGGAUAGUUUUAGAUAUUUGCCUGACACUAAUUGGGAAAUACAUGGUAUCUGUAUUUAAAAUGUAGUUGUAUUUAAUGACCUCAUUCCUGAGUUUGUUUUUCAUUAAUGUAGCUUUCAUUUCUAUUAUUGCUGUUUUAAUAAUAUGAUUAAAUAGAGUUUGUGCCAGUAGA